Molecule: messenger RNA, 717 nt
Organism: Malassezia globosa CBS 7966
Lineage: Eukaryota; Fungi; Basidiomycota; Malasseziomycetes; Malasseziales; Malasseziaceae
Exons: 3
Coding region: 1-717 (238 amino acids)
Biological process (GO): RNA processing
Cellular component (GO): nucleolus
Molecular function (GO): RNA binding
Source: RefSeq, a predicted model, not a curated record
AUGUAUGAAGAUGAGGAAGCCUUGAUAGCAGCAUCCUGCAAGGCAUACCAAACAGUAUCACAGUUGGCAGGCUCCUCCAAUACAUCAAGUGCACCGUUUAACGAUGGGUCAGAUCUUAUUGUUCUGGACGAGGCCGAUCCAUCAUCAACACCAGCGCCGAACACGGUUCAUUCAGAAACAGGACACAGUGCAAAGAGGCUAGGAAAACGACGUGAAUCUAACGUUUUAAUACACAAUACCUCUCUUGAUGCACUUGAACAAUUUGGCGGUUUUUCUGCUCCGAGAAAGCCAACCAAACGUGAAAUCCGUGAGCUUAGAGCAAAGGAUGCCGGGCCUAAAUGGUUUGGUAUGCCAGGAUUCCCCGGCUCAGCAUCUCACCACAAGAACACAGAUGCCCGUGUCGAAGGUGGAAGAGGCAGUUUCACGGGUGGCGAUGCAAGAGCGGCUACUGAAAAGGAAAUGCGCCGUCAGGUCACAGCGAUUCGACUACGAAAUGCACUAGAUCCGAAGAGAUUCUACCGCGGAAGUGGUGGCACAGGCUCUGAUGGAUCGAUGCCAGCAUAUGCCCAGCUUGGGAAAAUCGUUGGUGGGGGUUUGGAACCAUCGUCUAUGCUCACUCGGAAACAACGCUCAGACUCUGUGGUUGGGGAGCUUAUUCGAGACUCAGCUUCUGUUUCGUAUUCCAAACGAAAGUUCGGAGAGGCCUGUGGCGUUUAG